Messenger RNA from Rhizoctonia solani, 1566 nucleotides. Its product is annotated as glycoside hydrolase family 47 protein. Gene Ontology annotation, biological process: N-glycan processing; carbohydrate metabolic process. The record is from RefSeq and is a predicted model, not a curated record. NCBI's taxonomy places the organism in Eukaryota, Fungi, Basidiomycota, Agaricomycetes, Cantharellales, Ceratobasidiaceae. The coding region runs from base 1 to 1566 and encodes 521 amino acids. The transcript is spliced from 14 exons. Gene Ontology annotation, cellular component: endoplasmic reticulum; Golgi membrane. Gene Ontology annotation, molecular function: calcium ion binding; mannosyl-oligosaccharide 1,2-alpha-mannosidase activity.
AUGCACAGUCGUGCUAUUUUGCUCUCGUUGGUGGGCGCUGUACAUGCCUGGAAUAUACAAAAGCCUGGCUUGGAGUUGCCUCUAGGAGCUGAUUCGAGGGCAAAAGACGCCAUUGACCUCUUUACCAGCGCCUAUGCAGACUAUAAGAAGUACGCUUGGGGACAUGAUUCCCUAGCACCAGUGAGCAAGGCUGCCAUAGACGAUCGCAAUGGGUGGGGCGCAACGAUCGUUGAUGCAAUGUCCACUAUGAAAAUGAUGGGCUUGGAGGAUCUAUUUUCCGAAGCCGUUGAUUUUUCUUCGAAAAUUGACUUUAGUAGGAGUAAGACAUCCGACUCGGUGUCCGUGUUCGAGACCACUAUUCGGUACCUUGGGGGAUUGAUUUCCGCUUACGAGCUAGAUGGAAAAAAGAAUCAAGCGCUGAUUGACCGUUCACGAGAGCUUGGAGACAAACUUGCACGUGCUUGGGUGGGCCUGAACGACAUCCCCUAUAAUAACAUGGACUUCUCCGAAGACAUGCCAAUUAUUGAGAAUUCAGGGAUUGCGGUUGCUGGCACGCUGGUAUUGGAGUGGUCAAAGCUCGCCGAAUAUACCGGAAACAAAACAUACUGCCAAUUAGCAGAGAAGGCUAUGGUCGUAUCGGACUCGCCGCUCCCAGGCUUGCCUGCUCAAGGAAUCGACCCCAGCACCGGAAAGCCAGUUGGCGACUACAUUACUUGGGGUGGCGGCUCGGAUUCCUAUUUUGAGUACUUGAUCAAGUACGGUCGGCUCACUAACAAUGCCAGCCCCGAGUGGACCAGUCGUUGGCUGGUGGCUGUUGACUCGUCGAUCCGCUACCUUGCACAGACAGCAGUGGGAACAUCCAUUCCCAAUUUGAUGUACCUGGGUGACUAUACAGGCGGCAGGGUCAGGCAUAUUAGCAGCCAUCUUGCUUGUUUCCACGGCGGCAACUGGAUCAUGGGAGGCCGUUUGACAGGAAACGAUACCAUUGUGCAGUAUGGUCUACGUUUGACAGACGCAUGUUGGAAUUCAUACGAAAAGACAAGAACGGGUAUUGGUCCGGAGGUCUUUGCCUAUAUUGGUCCCGAUGGGGGCUGGACCGGAGAGAGUCCGACUCCCAGUGACCUGAAAUUUUACCAGGAAAAUGGGUUUUAUGUCUAUAAUGGCUACGGGUACUAUGAUCUUCGCCCAGAGGUCCUCGAGAGUAAUUUCUACGCUUGGAGAGCAACCGGAGAUAUCAAAUACUUUAACAGAGCUAUAGCUGGUCUUGAGAGCAUCAAGAAGUAUUGUAGGCCUGGCGUAGCUGUCGAUGGUAUCUGGGACGUCCGGUCAACGAACUCGAGCUACAUUAACCAUACAGAAUCCUUCUUUUUUGCCGAAGUCAUGAAGUAUAUUUACCUGACAUUCGAUGACCCAGAAAAAUUCAGCCUUGAUAAAUAUGUGCCUACCCAGGAAGCAAAAAUGGGUGGUCAUCUUCCUUCGGCACCUUGGACUGGUGAAGUUCCUCAGAUUAGUAAUGUUCCUGGCAUACAGAAGAAGCUCUCGGAUGUUAUUGAACAAGGCCUCUAG